Molecule: messenger RNA, 957 nt
Organism: Aspergillus homomorphus CBS 101889
Lineage: Eukaryota; Fungi; Ascomycota; Eurotiomycetes; Eurotiales; Aspergillaceae
Exons: 1
Coding region: 1-957 (318 amino acids)
Molecular function (GO): metallopeptidase activity
Source: RefSeq, a predicted model, not a curated record
AUGCCCUUACCAGCUCACCUCUGGCAGUGUUUGAUGCUUUUGCUGUUAACCUUGAUCUCCCUGAGCCCUCUGGUGCAGGCUUGGGCGGAAUUCAGUCCAUGGGCAAACCUCAACCAGCUCUGGCCCAAGGGGGUCGUUUCAGUCUGCUACGAGUCGGCUGCGACCCAACACAAAUAUGAGCCUCUUCUCCGUGACGCUAUGUUUUUGUGGUAUGCGGCUGGCCUGCCCGAGACUUUUAAGCUACAGUCUACCUCCCCGGAUAUCUGCGCAGUUGGAAUUUACGACACCGUGACGGUCUACGACACUCCUCGGUUGUACUCCACCAAUAUCGGCAUGCCCCCGAUGGUUCCGAACGAGGGCGUUGCGCUUGUACAACACAAAAUGUUCCUCUCCACUCCGGCCGACCAUCCUGACUACGUUAUUCUCGCCAACAUUGCUCACGAAAUCGGACAUGUGUUUGGACUUGUGCACGAGCACCAGGACCCGGCCCUGUGGAGGGAUUUCGAUGGUGGGGAAUGGGUGUUUAAGUUCAAUUGUGAGAACCUGGAGGAUUUCGACAGGGUGACCAGGGGCAUGACCCGCGAGCAAAUCUAUGGGCCCGAGGGUGUGUGUGUGAACUACCGAGCUGCCCUGAAUGUCGGAUUCAUGGCGGCAGACUUCUUGCCUUAUCCCUUGGGGGACGUUACGGGUCCACGCGGGAAAUGGCCAAGUAUGGAUCAAGUCGAUUGGGACUCUAUCAUGAUCUACGGCUCUACUGCUGGUGCUAAGGAGGGCACGAACGUGCUAACCAAAAUUGAUGGCACGGUAUUCUUGGGAAACCUCGUCCCUUCUUCUGGAGAUGUCGCGGGAAUCAUGGAGAUGUACAAUUCUGCUUUUGCCAACGACUUCGAGCCUUUCUGGAACGAUCCGAGAAGCCCUCACUUCUACCUCUUUCAGCAAUACAGCUCGUGUGGCUAA